AUGACAGACGACCACAGCACAAUACCCCAAACCGUUGGGGACAUUAUAAUUCGCCACCCACACCAGGGCAAGGGUAUAAUAGACCUGCUGGUAGAGCCAAUAACUGGAAUAGACCGGCAUGGUGUGAAGGUUGUCGAGAGAGCGAAUACUGCUUUGCCAGGAUCUCCUCAGACUCAAAGUAUUGCUAAAAUAACGAUAGAAAGCAUUAAUUUGAAAGUGCCACAUCUCACACCCAACGAUGACAUAAAGUUGCAGUUGUUGACACGUAUCAAAGCAGAUGAGCCUAUGAUGAUACCGUUUCGCAGAUGGGAAUUGCACGAGCUACCAGCACUCACACAAGGAUCUACCAUAGAAAUCUGGUCCGUAAAGACAUGUUCUGCAUUGGACAGUCCAAGAUAUGUUAUAGUAUUUUUCCAAACGAAAAAAGCCGAUAAUUUGCAUGAAGACGUCACCUUGUUCGAUAAUGCCAACAUCAAAUCCAUACGAUUGGCUCUGAAUAGCGACUAUUAUCCGCAAGAACGAAUGCUAUUGGACUUUUCCAAAGACCAAUAUGCCGACGCCUACUUCAACUAUACAGAGUUCAACAAGAGCUACCAUAACUGUCAAGAAAAGCGCUCUCUAGUAAACUUUGCCGAAUUCAAAUCCCGACCAAUGUUUGUUAUCGAUUGCUCGAGGCGCCAUCUGGGUCUAAAGUCGUCCACAGUUGACAUAAAGAAUAAUAUAGCAUAUACCGUGGAACAAUUGCUGGAAUUUGAAGAAAAAAAAAUACUCACCAACGUCCAAAGACCAUCUAGUGAACCCCAAACUCCCUCUAAAGAAAAUUCAAUAUUUUCUGAUCCAGAGAAAGGUGUACUGGUACAAGAAGAAGAAUCUAAGGUAGAGCAAAGGAAAAAAACCGUCGAACGUAAAAAAACCAAAGAAGAGGAGCUUAUAAAUAAAAGUAAAAAUACGAAUAAAACAUUAGACCAAAUCACCAGAGAAAGAAAACCAUCCCUCAGAUCACAAAAUAAUAAGUAA
Molecule: messenger RNA, 1017 nt
Organism: Phaedon cochleariae (mustard beetle)
Lineage: Eukaryota; Metazoa; Arthropoda; Insecta; Coleoptera; Chrysomelidae
Source: the annotation of a GenBank genome assembly